Messenger RNA from Cuscuta europaea, 1069 nucleotides. Lineage: Eukaryota; Viridiplantae; Streptophyta; Magnoliopsida; Solanales; Convolvulaceae. The record is from the annotation of a GenBank genome assembly.
GGACUAUCAUGUUUUUAUUCCCUAAAUAGAAGUAAUUACUUCCAAGUUUGAAAAACGGAAUAAUGACACGGAUACCACAUGCGGAAGAACUAAUGACUAAUAUAUGGCUGAUUUUCAAUUUUCCAAAAAAGAGACUCGUUUGGACAAAUAUGUAACUAAACGAGGUGUGAAAUAUCUCCAAAGCCCCUGAUGAAUUUGCCCUAAAGUAUUCCACCUACACAUCUUAUGCAGCCAAGGAAUUGCAAUUCACCAUUCAACAAUGGCAGCCGCCGCCUCCUUCAUUCCCGCCGGCUCCGCCUCCGUCGAUCUGCAUCAAAGUGACCGCAUCCAUCUGCAUCGCCGUCACCGCCUCCGUCUGCAUCGCCGUUGCCGCCUCAAUCUGCAUCUCCGUGGCCGGCUCCCUCUUAAACGACGACGCCCCUUCGUCUUCAUCUCUGAUGCCACUUCCGUUCCAAUCUUCUCUUCUACUUUUUUUUUGUUUGAUCUCCAUCUAGCUAGGGUUGUGGCUAUGGCGGAUAUAUGAUGAGGUGGCUUGGGCUUCUAGACGGUGACUGAUUCGGAUUAAAGAGGUGGCUAUGGCGGCGAUGCGGCGGUUCGUCUCGCUGCCCGUUGCCGUUGUGCGAGGAGCUGAGGAGGGGUGUGGGGGGUUAGCAGCGGUUGUACAUGUGUUUGGGAGGGGGUGUGGGCUGGUGUGGGGGCUGGAUCUGGACUGGGGUUGGGGAAGGGGUUGGUGCGGGGCAGCUACAGUCACUGGGCAGUGGAGGCUGGCCGUCGGAGAUAUGGUGGUGGACGACGGUGGCCAGAGAAUGUGGCUGGAGCCGGUGACCAGAGAUAGUGGGCGGUCUCAGUGGUCAGAGGCGACAACAGUGGUCACUAUCGCUCGAAUUAGAUAGCGGUAAAUGACCGGAUCAUGUAAUUGUAAUUAAUCAGGUUUGGUAACGGGAACUAAUCGGUUGGUCGGGUAAAUGUAACUAAUUCGAUCGUGUAACUGUAACCGAUGCGAUGCGAUUGGGUAACUUUAAUUGGUCGAAUUUGAUAAAUGUAAUUAAUCGAGUCAGGUAACUAUAAC